Cladophialophora immunda is the source of this 423-nucleotide messenger RNA. RefSeq lists its product as uncharacterized. The record is from RefSeq and is a predicted model, not a curated record. The transcript has a single exon. The coding region runs from base 1 to 423 and encodes 140 amino acids. NCBI's taxonomy places the organism in Eukaryota, Fungi, Ascomycota, Eurotiomycetes, Chaetothyriales, Herpotrichiellaceae.
AUGGCAAGCGAGAUCCUUUGCUUGGCCAACCAGCCUUUCCAUGUUUGGGGUAAUGUUGGGGAUCGGUAUCGGGACCUUUCCCGGCCUAAGCUUUUAAGUUCUCACGAGGCUGAACUUCAUUUACGUUUCACAAUAACACGUUGCUGUCCCGGCCCUACCCGUUCAACUUCAUCUUUACAUUUUCGACGAGGUGGACCUCUCCCUGCCAAUAUAUCAUGGUUCUUAUGCUCUCGAAUUCUAUCCCAGACCAGAUUCUGGGCCUCAGAUAAGCGAGCUUUGGCACGUGGACUGUCACAAAUAGACGGAGUGUCUCCGAUUGUCGCUCACUCGGAGUUCGGGCGGGCUUUGAUUGUCAUCUUUCUCCAGGGGUGGAGUGGAUCGAGUCCUGGAUGUCCCGACCCAGAAAGACAGUUGCACGUCUGA